Messenger RNA from Octopus sinensis (East Asian common octopus), 912 nucleotides. RefSeq names its product protein FAM200A-like. The record is from RefSeq and is a predicted model, not a curated record. Lineage: Eukaryota; Metazoa; Mollusca; Cephalopoda; Octopoda; Octopodidae. The coding region runs from base 1 to 912 and encodes 303 amino acids. The transcript is spliced from 2 exons.
AUGCAUUCUGAACAUGUCCAUAAGUCUGAAGAAUUUUUUAAAAGAAAAUUAGAAGAGUUUGAUAACCAAACGAAAUCGUUAAAAAAACUUGUUUCUGUCUCUUCAAAUGCUUUACUAGCAUCUUACAAAGUUUCUUACAGGAUUGCAAAAUGCAAGAAACCGCACAAUAUCGGAGAAACUCUAGUUUUGCCAGCAGCUAUCGAUAUGGUUGAAGCAAUGUUUGGCGAAUCCUAUGCAAAACAAUUACAGCAAAUACCGCUUGCUGAUAACACAGUCGCUAGAAGAAUUGAUGACAUAUCUGAAGAUCUUUGUGAUCAGUUGGUUUCUCGACUACGUAACUGUAAAUUUGCUAUACAAGUUGAUGAGGGAGCUGACAUAAAUAAAAAUGCACAUUUAAUUGCAUAUGUCAGAUAUGCUGAAGAAAACGGAGCACAGUCAAUGUCAGGAAAUAAAUCUGGUCUUCAAGCUCUUGUAAAAAACAGAGCACCAGAAAUUAUCUGGACGCACUGCAUGCUGCACAGAUCAGCACUUGUCUCAAAGAAUAUGAGUCCAGAACUGAACGAUAUUUUUGCGCAAAUUACAAAAGUUAUAAACUACAUAAAACACAGUCCUUUAAGAGCUAAGUUUUUUGCAAAGCUGUGUGAAGAUAUGGAUUCAAAAUAUACAUCGCUUUUAUACUAUUGUGAGGUACGCUGGCUAUCUCGUGCAAAAGUGAUUAGAAGGGUGUUUGAACUCAAAGAUCAAGUUGCAGAUUUUCUUGAUGAAAAUGAUAUUGAAGAUGCAAAGUUGUUCAGGGAUGAUGACUUUAUUGUCAAAUUUGCCUAUUUAGUUGACAUUUUUGGGAAAUUGAGUAUAUUGAAUAAUCAAUGCAGGGACCACAACUACAUUUAUUCUCUCAAAAGGACAAAAUAA